UGCAAGUGUUGAAGACAUCUUGAAACGAUUGAAGAUGCUUUAAAUACUUUUUUUAACUUCAACAUGUUCUAGUUUAAGUAAAUCCGAUUCUGAUUGGCUCUUGAAUUUAUUGUAAACUCGAAACGACCAAUCAAAUCAAUUUAAGAAAAUGCAUGUGAAGCGGUCACUGUCCCAGGCGGAUCGUCGACGUCUUAUCGCUGCGAGCGCUAGCGCGAGCGAUUCGGAUGUCACGGGGGAGCUCUCGGAGGACGAUAAGCCGCUGAGAUCCGUGGCGCAGAGAAAGAAGCGCAAGGUCGAAGGUCAGGAAACGCCACAAGCCAAGAAAGCCUCAAAUGAAUCUGAAAAUGAAAUAAUCGAACCGAUUUUUGAGGACGAUUCGGCUGUUGAUGAGGCAGAACUUCAACUUUUGGCAAUUGAAUCUCGGCGUCUCGACUUCGAGGUGGCCAAGUGGAAGCAGCACCAAGCGCUCAGGCACGAGACGCUGAAGCUCAAGAGUGAAGAGAUCACUUUAAAAGAGACAACCACCAAGCAGAAACAGCAGACGCAGAUGAUGGAGCUCCGAGCAAGACUCAUUCAGGCACUGGACGAGGCUGGUAAGGACCCUGCUGAAUCCAAGAAAUACCUCGCACUACUAGAAGAAUGAAGACAAAUGGAGAGAAUGAUCGGAAUUCACGUAGUACAAUUGAUUAUUCAGCGACAGGAGUGAAUGCUGUACGUUUUUCACGUACCUAACAUACCGCGGCAAAGUUACAUCUCCUUGUCCAUGAACUCCUCGUAACUCUGACCGAACAGCCGCUGC
Messenger RNA from Phytophthora nicotianae INRA-310, 799 nucleotides. RefSeq lists its product as hypothetical. Lineage: Eukaryota; Oomycota; Peronosporomycetes; Peronosporales; Peronosporaceae. The record is from RefSeq and is a predicted model, not a curated record. The transcript has a single exon. The coding region runs from base 149 to 643 and encodes 164 amino acids.